GAAGAAGAAGAAGAAGAAGAAGAAGAAGAAGAAGAAGAAGAAGAAGAAGAGACAUGUCGUCGGAGGAGUUCGAGAAGCUUCAUGAGAUCUACAGAUCUCUUUAUGAGGAGCUGAAGUUAAUGCCGGACAGAGCGCUGACAUGUCAGGGAGAGGAGAGGAAGAGGCUGGUGAGGAGUUUCGAUGAGAGGCAGGGGGAGGUGGAGGAGGUGUUAGAAGGAAUGGAAGAGGAGCUGCGAGCCGCCCCGUCCUCCCACAGGAACGCCAUGAGCACCAAGCUGCGCAUGUACCGCAGAGAUCUGGGCAAGCUGCAGAGAGACAUGAAGGUCUCUGCUCCGGGCUCGGGGUCGUCCUCCAUGACUGUGGGAGGAGGAGGCCAUCAUGGCAUCUAUUCAUCACAGAACCAGCAGAGUACACACCAGCAGUCCCAGAGAGCGUUGCUGCUGCAGGGCACAGACGCUCUGAACAACGCCAGCCAGAGCAUCGAGCGGAGUCAGCGCAUCGCCAACGAGACGGAGCAGAUCGGCACCGACAUCAUCGAGGAGCUGGGCGAGCAGAGAGAGCAGCUGGACCGGACCAGAGACAGAUUGGUGCACACCGGAGAAAACCUCGGGAGAACUAGAAAGAUCCUUCGUUCCAUGGCCCGGCGCCUGGUGACCAACAAGCUGCUGUUAGCCGUCAUCAUCUUAAUGGAGUUAGCCAUUCUGGGCGCGGUGGUUUACCUGAAGUUCUUCCGGUGAUGAGCGACCUGAGAGCGUUCAGAGCUCUGGAUCCAGGACUCUCUCUGAUCCUCCUCGAGCAAUAAUCAUGUUCUGCUGUGAAAGACGAUGAGACUCUCUGUCUUUGAACGUUUGAACUAUUUAACGGACCAAAUCUACAACAUCUCCAUGGACAAACUCUGCGCUGACGUUUGCUGAUUUAUCAGAUUUUUAACGCCACGGGCGCCAGACGCCCUGCAGAACGCUGCUACAGACCAGAGAGGAUUCUCUGCCAGGUUUUAUUAAAUGCCUUUCUUUCACAUGUUUUGGUUCUGUCAGCGUGCAGCAUUAGCGAUAAAACCAGCUCCAUUCUCUUGUUUCCUAUCUGAGGGUCCUAACAGCCUGCGAGCGACGCCGCAUUUUAACCCCGACGCCACGUUUCUAUUUUCUUCUCUGACGCUCUCGUAGACGGACGAGGAACGAGAGAGGAGGACCCUCAUCAGAGCUCGUUAGCUUGUUUUACUAAGUGGAGAUAACGGUGCAUUAAUAAUAUCCACAUCCUGAUUGAAAUGUUGACCUUUGACCUGUGUCAACACUGGAGAAAAAACUUUAUUCGGCUCACCGCAAGACGUUUACUAACGGCUCGUCAAUACAAAGCCCCACCCUUCAGAUUGUACACCUUCAAAAUAAAAGCACCACAUUUCAGUUUGUCAGCCUUCAAAAUAAAAGCCCCACCCUUCAGAUUGUCCACCGUCAAAAUAAAAGCACCACAUUUCAGUUUGUCAGCCUUCAAAAUAAAAGCACCACACUUCAGAUUGUCCACCUUCAAAAUAAAAGCUCUAGAUGUCAUAUGGGCAGAAAGGGAAACUGAGAUUCACGGAGCAGAGAAUGAACUGAUGCAGUGUGGACGGCGAGCGUGUGAUCCCGCAAGAUACGACGCGAUAUCCAACGCUGGCGUGCUGUUAGGACACGGUGUACUGAGAGCUGAGCCAUGAGGCCGAAUCCUUCAGAGGGAGGAAGUGAAACAGGAAGUAAAGUUACUAAUGUUGUUGUUUUUAUUAUUCAUGUUGUCAAAUCACUGUCGUAUACGAACGUGUUUUUAAAGUUUUAAUUACCCCUCAUCUGACGUCUCCAUUAAAGCUAAUCUUUAACCCC
Messenger RNA from Labrus mixtus (cuckoo wrasse), 1850 nucleotides. RefSeq names its product vesicle transport through interaction with t-SNAREs 1B (gene vti1b). Lineage: Eukaryota; Metazoa; Chordata; Actinopteri; Labriformes; Labridae. The coding region runs from base 54 to 737 and encodes 227 amino acids. Gene Ontology annotation, cellular component: SNARE complex; endoplasmic reticulum membrane; Golgi apparatus. Gene Ontology annotation, molecular function: SNARE binding; SNAP receptor activity. The record is from RefSeq and is a predicted model, not a curated record. The transcript is spliced from 6 exons. Gene Ontology annotation, biological process: intra-Golgi vesicle-mediated transport; Golgi to vacuole transport; intracellular protein transport.